Eutrema salsugineum is the source of this 2438-nucleotide messenger RNA. Its product is annotated as DNA repair protein XRCC4. Gene Ontology annotation, biological process: response to X-ray; positive regulation of ligase activity; DNA recombination. Gene Ontology annotation, cellular component: DNA ligase IV complex; nucleus; DNA-dependent protein kinase-DNA ligase 4 complex. Gene Ontology annotation, molecular function: DNA binding. The record is from RefSeq and is a predicted model, not a curated record. The transcript is spliced from 5 exons. Lineage: Eukaryota; Viridiplantae; Streptophyta; Magnoliopsida; Brassicales; Brassicaceae.
UUCAUUUUCGGUAGCACAAUUUCUCAUUUCAAUCGUCAUCUCCCGCGUCGAUGGUCGUCUUCUCCGGCGCGAUGGUCAUCUUCUCCGGCGCGAUGGUCGUCUUCUCCUGCGCCGAUCUACAGAUGCUUCCUCGUUUCCUCCAUCGAGUUCACAGAUAAGCGAUUCUCUCCUUCAUAUUGUUCUUAUAUGUUUGUUGAUUUUGAUUCUGUUUCUGUCCUGGAUUUGCAUGGAUCAGAAAUGCAAAUUAGUUUAUGGAUCGAUUAUUUAGUUUGUAAAUCUUCAUCAGAGUUUCAUGAUCUCUCCAUUUUGCAUGUAGUUUCUAUAUAUUUUCUGAAUUAGUUUAAGGAUCGCUGAAUUUAUGAUGUUUUCUGAAUGAUGAUGUGUUUGGAUUUGAUGAGUUGUAAAUGGUAAAUGGUUCUUGAUCUGUAAACGGUUAAUGGUUCAUGAUCUGUAAACCGUUACAUGAUCUAUGUCUUUCUAUCCUUUUUAGCUUAAGUUAAUGGAGAAUGAUCGUUACUGGUUCAUGAUCUAAAUGGCUCAUGAUAUAUAUGUUUCUAUGUCUUGAUAUGAUCGGUAUAUUGUGUCUAUCUCUUUUAGCUUAAGUGAAUGAUCUAUCUGUUGAAUGGUAAAUGGUUUUUGAAUGGUAUAUGGUUAAUGGUUCUCUGUAUAUUGUGAAUGGUAAAUGGUUAAUGAUUUUUGCAGAUUCAGCUUACUUCAAAGAUCUAUCUCCAGUUGUUCUUCUUCUCUUUGCUCGUAACAAAGCUUUUAAAACCUAAAGAAGCUGUUAAGAUUAGUCUUCAAGUCUGGUGGAUGAUAAUUAAUGCCUAGUUAGAUAAAUGCGGAUUCUGUGUAAGAUAUGGAGUGGUUGAGUAAAUUAGUAAUGGUUGAAUAAACUGGUUGAAUGCUUUAGAUAUAUGCCAUCUCAAUAUAUCUUUUUUUGCUUUAGUGUAGAGUAAUGGUUGGUUUAGGAUAAUAAAUGUGCUUGAAUGCUGGAAAACGUUUUUGCUUUUCUUCCUUCAAUGUUCCUUUGAUUUCCUUCAUCAAUGUUGCUUUGUGGGUUUUUUUUAAAGCCGGUGUUUCUUCUCUUUUUAAACAUCUUCUCUUUGCUUCUUGUUCUCGGUUUGUGAUUCUCUUCUUCUUUUUACCUCUUUCAAAUGUAUAUUUGUGUUGUUUUUGUGUUAAAUAUGUAAUAAUCAAAUAAUUUAUUUAUUUUAAUUAAAAAAUUAUUAUAUUAUUUUUUUUAAGAAACCCAAAAAAGUAGUUAGCAAUAAUGAUGGGUUUCUUACAAAUAUUACUUAGCGUAAAACAAAUUUUAAAAUAAUGCUAAAAACUCAAAAAAGUAGUUAACAAUAAUCAUGCUCUAAGUAAACGAGUGGAUACAAAGACUUUCAUAUUGUGUUUUUUAGAAAAAAAAUACCGAGGCUGACUCAGCAUCCACGUAAUCAGAACAAAAUAAUAUCGAAUGACAGUGACUGUUAUGACGGAGUAAACACCAAAUCAUCGUCGGCGAUUAAUUGAAAGCAAUGGUUGAAUCGGAGAGAACGAAGCACACAUGUCUCCGGCUUGAAAUCUCCGGCGCCGAUCCAAUUUUCGUCAAAGGCACUUGGUACCAUUCUCGUUUCGAUAUCUCCGUCACCGAUGGCUCCUCCUCUUGGAUUUGCAAUGCGACUGAGGAGGAGGUGGUGGAUCGAGCAGCUCAAUGGGACCAGCCGGUGUCGGAGUAUCUAAAGCUCGCCGAACAGUACUUAGGGUUUCAGCAACCUGAUUCUGUCUAUGGUUUCUCCGAUGCCCUUGAGGGAUGUAAACGGCUCUCUUGGACGUUUGAGAAGGAAGGGACUAAACUCGAAUGGCGGUGGAAAUGUAAACCAUCACAUGACAGCAAGAAGAUCACAGUUGGGAUCUUGGAUUUUCUUAUGGAGGCAAAUAUAAGCUAAGAAGAAGUUGUGAACAAGACGAGUUCUUUUGAGGAGAUGACAAGUGAAGCCGAGAAAUGCCUAUCGCAAGGUGAAAAACUCUGCAACGAAAAAACGGAGUUUGAAAAUGCAACUUAUGCAAAGUUUCUUUCCUUGCUAAACACAAAGAAGGCAAAACUCAGAGCACUAAGGGACAAAGAAGAUUCAGAGAGAGCAGUAGAAGAGGAAGAGUCGACAGACAAAGCUGAAAGCUUUGAAAGUGAAAGAAGUGACAAUGAGCAGCGCGAGGAAGAAGCCUCAAAGAAGGCAACGACAACACGCAACAAAGCCCGAGGCCGGAAGAGAGCUGCGCUCAGCUAAGAGCUUCCAUAGCCUUGAAAAGUGAAACAUCUUUUGGUUUGUAUAAGACAAUAUUAGAUUGUAAAUCCGGUUUGAUGUAAACCGGUUAAUAGAAGCUCUAUAUAAGAGCAUUUCCUGGUAACAGAAGAGAUAAGAAACAAAUAACAAACUUUUCCCAACUUCAUC